AUGGGGAGGAAGCGCCGAUCGUCCAACUCGACCGUCGCAACGGUGGACGAGGACACCAUCACCUACGCCAAAGAGACCAGCGUGCUGAAGCUUGCGGUUCUCGACGAGAACAGCGAAGAAGAGACAUACGUUCUGGAGGAUGUCACAGUCUACGGCAAGGAUGGCCAGAUGGCCAAUCUCCUGUCUGUCUACUUUGAUGGGCCUGUAGUCGUGCGCGGCUUCAUCAAGGCUGACGAGGGCCAGCAAAACAUGUUUCGAAAACGCACCACAAAGUCGGCAUACAUCGAGAUUACAGAUUGCGUACGAUAUUCCGUCGGCAUUGCCGAGGGCGAGGAAAAGAGCCCAUGUGUCUGGGCGGGCGGCAAGUGCGGCUGGUUCGAGAUCAGGCCCCCUUCCAUCGACUACACUCCAGUCUACAAUAAGAUGGCGCAGGCUGUGUCACUCUAUUACAACAUGCUCGAGGUCCAUGAUGCGCACAGAGAAGCCGUCAAGCUCAAGAAGGGCAAGAGAAAAGGAAAACGACCGAGCAACGAAGAGGUGUUCAAGAGCUUGGAUGUCGACACUAUGUUCUUCCAGUACGCCGUUAUUGCUGGCGACGGCUCCCUGUACCAUGAGGUCAUCGACGCCUGCGACGAGCAUGCCUCGUUUCUCAUUGCCCAUUGCUAUGAAGAGGAAGACUUUGAUUGGACCCAUACGACCUUCUUUGUAUGGCUGACGCAGAGGCAUAAGGAGCUGACUGCCAAGGUCGAGGAGAUUGAGAAGAAGAAGAAAUUGGGCAUCAUCAAACCAGCAGCGGAAGGUGUUGUAACAACACAGCAGACCAGCGCUGCCGAUCCGCCAAGUCAGAAGGCGUUGUCGAGGACAUCGCAGCGAAGGGCGACGCGGUCGACAAGUGCUGCCGAUGAAGAAGUCGACACGCAGGAUUUCGCCCCACAACGUACCUCCCGUCGGUCAAAGUCAACAGAACAAGCUUCAGCCGCUCCCGUUGCGGACGUCAUGGAUAUCGACCCUCAACCUAAGACCCAGGAGAAAUCCUUCGACGAUCCUGUCGUAGCGGGUGGCAUUUCCGAAGACGAUACGCGCUCCCCUGGGCAGCGACUCGCCGACGCGUUUGAGUUCGUCCGAAGCUAUCACAAUAUCCCACCACACAAAAUGACCUUGGCGAGCAUGAAAUCGCAAGUCUACUACAAAUUCAAGAUGAAGACCUACGAGGCACCAGCAGAGAUUUUCUCGUACUACGCGAGCGAGUUGUUGCCCUUGCUUGACGAGCAAGUCUGGGGAGCCUCUGCUCUGUACCGGGUCAUAAAGGAAGCAGCCGAGCGGCCACGCAUCACUCCGACCUUGUUUGAGCCCGCUUUGAUCAAUGAGUACACUACACCGCGAGCUAAGAAUCCGGCCGCAGGCACGGCGAUUGAGCACCACCGAAAACCCAUUGGGAAAUCUCCCAGCAUGGGUCACAACAUGGAGACGCCCCCGCGUAAAGUAGGUCGGCCGUCUGGCAAAAUGUCUGGCCUUCGACCGUCUUUCAAACACGCGCUCUCUGAUUAUGAUUCGGAGGACUCCCGGGCGACAAAGGUGGCCAAGACAGCUCACAUUAUCGACGACGAAGAGGACAACAGUGAGUCUGAUACCGAGGAAGACGAAGAGGAAGAUGUCGCAGCCGAUGGCCCGCCCCCUGUGAAGGUGGUCAUCCGCACCGAAGCUCUCCUGGAUACAACACCCAAGGGCCCCCAUGGCACCUGGGUCUGCGAUCAGGAAGACGGCUGCGACUUUGUGGAGCGCAACCCAGGCGACAGCGACGGCCGCGAGCGGAUACAGCAGCACAUCAAGGACGCACACUACGAGGAGCAAGACGAGCACAUGCUCAGCAUCAUGAACCUUGCCAAACUGGAAGGCGGAAAAGGCCAUCUACCCGUUGAUCACCUCUUGGAGAAAAUCCGCGCCAUGGGCGAGAAGACGUCCAAGGACCAGCAAAAGACAAUCAACGGGCAAACCGUCCCCCAACCAAUCAAGCGCCGCUUGCUCAUCUGA
Messenger RNA from Verticillium dahliae VdLs.17, 2031 nucleotides. RefSeq lists its product as uncharacterized. The coding region runs from base 1 to 2031 and encodes 676 amino acids. Lineage: Eukaryota; Fungi; Ascomycota; Sordariomycetes; Glomerellales; Plectosphaerellaceae. The transcript is spliced from 4 exons. The record is from RefSeq and is a predicted model, not a curated record.